Purpureocillium lilacinum is the source of this 1581-nucleotide messenger RNA. RefSeq lists its product as uncharacterized. The record is from RefSeq and is a predicted model, not a curated record. NCBI's taxonomy places the organism in Eukaryota, Fungi, Ascomycota, Sordariomycetes, Hypocreales, Ophiocordycipitaceae.
AUGGCCUCGAGGCCCGGGUCGAGCUCCGGCUCGGGCUCCAAUCGCCAGCGCGCCCGAAACUCUCAAGAAGACUUCCCUCCGCUUCCCGCCCCCAGACUGCCUCCUCUCCGAAACCUGCACUCGCCCAUCGGCUCCCCCGCCCCAGCCGCGACUCGUCCGCAGACUCGCUUCUGGUCCGCGGCCGCUCGCCGCGCCGAGCGCAUCCGCAACCUCGACGACCUGCCCUCCGGCCUCGACGACCUCGACGACUCCAUGGACCAGACAUGGCUGGGCCCCAUGCGCCGCAGCUCUCGCCUGCGCGCCGCCGACCACCGCCGCCCCAACUUUGACGAGCUCGACCAGACGCUCGACGAGGCCAACUCCCAGCUCAGGUCCCUGCUGGACAUGACCAACCACAUCAACCUCAUGACGCCGCUCAUGCGCGACAGCUUCUCGCCGACCCUGCGCCCGCACGACUUCGCCGACGACGCCCGUCGUAGCAAGCGCAGGAAAAUCGACGCCGACAGGCUCGUCCCCAGCUUCAAGGGAUUCCGCUACGGCAAGUACGGCCAGGUUGAGCCGGGGCAGCUGCACAUGGAGAUUGUGAGCUGCGAUGGCGGCAUGUUCUCCAACGAGUCGUCGUACGCCGCCGAGAACAUUCUCAGAAACGACAACUCGGUGUAUUGCACCAAGGGGAACCGCUGCAACAUUGUGCUGCGGCACCAGGGAGCCACGGUUUUCACCCUUCGAGAGGUGGUCAUCAAGGCCCCCGGCUCCAUGAAUUACUCUCACCCAGUGCGGGAAGGCAUGGUUUUCGUCGCCAUGAAUCAGGACGACUUGCUGAGCCGGACAGCUCAGUAUCAGAUCCAGUAUGCGCCAAUGACGCGGGAUCACCCGUGGUACGGGCACAACGACGACCGGCAUCCUCUGGACCGAGACUCGCGGCGUAUCGUGUCAAUCAGGCAUCACGACGAUGGUACCACGAGCACGCGGGCGCGGAGGUCCUACAUCUAUCGUGGCGACGACGACGAGGCCGAAAACCGCACGCCUCAGAUGCCUGAGGAGUUCACGCAGAACCAACCAGACUUCCGUGUGACGACCGAGUGCAGCGACGACGAGGAGGACUAUGAGACAUCACAAAUGUACCGGCGUGCUCCCAACCGCAUUGGGUCACUACCCUUCGAAACGCCAGACUCCGACUCUGAGGACCCCAACAACCCAUUUGGGUCUGACGACUUCUUCGACGACUCGCAACCGCCGCACCACCCCCAGCGCCGCUCUACGCGCCAUAUCGGCGGUGGCGGCCACCGGGACCGGCUGAUGGACAUGUCCUUGGCCGAGGCCUGGGACGCCCACGCCAAUGCGACGCAGGAGGCCGUCCGCGCCGUCGGCGGCGAGCUGCUCGCCCCGCACGCGCGCUUCUACAUCGAGAAGAAGAAGAGCAAGUGCACCAUUCGCUUCGAUCCUCCCGUGUCGGGCCGCUUCAUCCUCCUCAAAAUGUGGAGCUCGCAGCACGACUCGUCGGGCAACAUCGACAUCCAGUCCGUCAUCGCCCGCGGGUUCGCCGGCCCGCGCUACUUUCCCUCGGUCGAGCUCAGCUGA